AUGGAAACCUGUCCAACACCCUGUGUGCCACAGUCGCACAUUUAUGCGGACAUAGAUUUCAAUGUUCGUUCCCUGUUGUUGAUUUUGAGUGGUAUGUCAACGACUGAAGAAGGCGACAUCCUAGAACUAGAAGAUAUUUAUCAGUUGAGAGAAGACCUUGAGGUUCUGAUACGGAACGUAUCGUAUUAUCAUCCGAGAAUACAGGAACUCCAUGAGAGGAUUUUGUCGUUGAAAACAACGGUUGAUCAAUUUACAAAACAAGAAAUCAGUAUAGAAGAAAGGGUCAGAUCUCAAUAUCAGCUGCACUGGGAUGAAACGAAAGACAAAUUCACGGAUGUGUCAAAAGUUUGCAGCAAAGAGCGGGAACGAAUCGAAGAACUUGAGAAGAAUGAAAUCAGAUAUAAAAGUGCAUUGGAAAAUAAAAAUAUCAGAAUAAAGUCACUAGAAGAAAAGGUUGCCACCCUGUCAGAGAGCAAUGAAAAAUUAUCGUCCACAGUUAGCCAAAUGAGAGAGACCAUCGGAAUGAGGAUGUAUGAUGAGUGGGUAUUUGACAAAACAAGAAUUCAACAGUAUUGGGACGCACAGAUCAUGCAGACAACAAAUAUCAUAAGGAAUAUCUACAACAUUCGACUUGAGGCAGAACGGCGAUACCUUGCACAACAGUAUCAAAUGAAAAUGAACAAAUCGGAAACAGAGAUACAGAAGUUCAAGAAAAGUUAUAAAGCACAACUGAUACAAUUGCAAGAAAAGGUUGCAAAAGUUCAAGAAUUAUGGAAGAAAAUGGAAUCUAAUUGCUCAUCUUCGAAUAAUCGACAAAGAUGCACGAGACUGAGGGGAGAAUUUCGCAUCAUGGUUGACAUCGUUGUCACAAAACUUGCAGAUCUAAGUGAAUCCAGCAUGUUAUAUGCUGGCAGUAGAGAAAUAAGCCAUGAAAAGGAGAGUUUUGAAAAAGAAAGUUUGAGAACCAAAACAAGCACAAACGAAGAGUUUUACAUGAAAAAUGUCGAGUUUGAGGAGACUGGAUCACUUGAUUAA
Molecule: messenger RNA, 1035 nt
Organism: Saccostrea cuccullata (small rock oyster)
Lineage: Eukaryota; Metazoa; Mollusca; Bivalvia; Ostreida; Ostreidae
Product: keratin, type I cytoskeletal 20-like
Exons: 6
Coding region: 1-1035 (344 amino acids)
Source: RefSeq, a predicted model, not a curated record